Messenger RNA from Solanum tuberosum (potato), 798 nucleotides. Its product is annotated as chaperone protein dnaJ 49-like. Gene Ontology annotation, biological process: cellular response to misfolded protein. NCBI's taxonomy places the organism in Eukaryota, Viridiplantae, Streptophyta, Magnoliopsida, Solanales, Solanaceae. Bases 16 to 798 code for a protein of 260 amino acids. Gene Ontology annotation, cellular component: endoplasmic reticulum membrane. The transcript has a single exon. Gene Ontology annotation, molecular function: Hsp70 protein binding. The record is from RefSeq and is a predicted model, not a curated record.
GAGCUGAAUGUUACAAUGGAUAGUAACAAAGAUGAGGCUUUAAGAUGCAUUACUAUUGCUAAAGAGGCAAUUUCAUCAGGUAAUAAACAGAGAGCCCUAAAAUUUAUUGGAAUCGCGCAUCGUCUUAAUAAAAAUUUAUCAUUGGAUGAUCUUCUAUCUGCCUGUGAAAAUCUUGAUUCAUCGAUUCGUGGUACAUCUAACGAGGUUAAAAAUGACGUUGCUAGUGUGAAAAAUGAGACAGGGGAUGUGAUGAAUUAUAGAGAGGAACAUGUAGAGUUGAUUAGAAGAAUUAAGAGUAAGAAGGACUAUUAUGAGAUUCUUGGUUUGGAGAAGAGUUGUUCAGUUGAUGAAAUUAGAAAGGCAUUUCGAAAAAUUUCGUUGAAAGUUCAUCCUGAUAAAAACAAGGCUCCAGGUUCUGAAGACGCGUUUAAGAAAGUAGCAAAGGCGUUUAAGUGUUUGAGUGAUGUUGGUUCCAGGAGAGAGUAUGAUGAGAUAGGUUAUGCUGACGAAUUCAUGUAUAGUCAAGAGUGUAAUGUUAGUGGUGUGAGGAGAAGAAGAACGGGGCACGAGUAUAGUUUUGGUGAUGAGUUUGAUCCUGAUGAGAUUUUCAGGUCAUUUUUCGGUCAUGAUGAUGAUGUGUUUAGGAGAAGUAGUUAUGUUUACAGGACGAGAACUGCUGGUGCUGAGCUGAGAGUAGUGGAGUUAGGUCCUGUUGCGCGUAAAUUAGUACUUCUCCUUCAAUUGGUGAUGUUUUUGUUUAUUGUUCUACUUGUAUAUCGUCCUUACUUUGGAGCCUGA